ACUGCGAUUCCGUAGUCGCAUCAGACACGCGUUGCCGCCAGUCGUUACAACGUGCUCGCACGUGUCCGUAAUUCAAUGUACACUUGUACUUUUUCACUCGUACGCGCGUGUAACAUAUUCAUUCGCGAUCAUUGGUGUACACACCUUAAACGUCACCGGAACGAGUGUCACGUUAAUAAUUUCUCUGGUUUGAAAAUCCUCUCGCGUCGUCGCGCGAUAUUAUCGUUGUGAUUGCAAUUGUUUUUAAACCAUCCCUUUGUCAUCGGAGUACACCGCACGAAGAGUCUCGAAAACGAUAGUGAGGGAGAGAGAGCUUCGGUGCGGUUCGCGUUUUAUGUCAGCGCUCCGCAGUAAACAAUACGUUCGUCAUGAGCACCGCCGACAUGAACCGGUGGAAAGGCAAAGUGGCGUUUGUCACGGGCGCUAACGGAGGAAUAGGCAUGGCCAUCACCAGGAGGCUGUUGCACUUGGACCUGGCCGUGGUCGCUAUCGACAAGCAGACCGAUCAUUUGUUGGAACUUAAGGACGAAAUCAAAACGACCAGUCUUUACCCGUUAAACGUUGACUUGUGUCACGAAGAGGAGAUCAUACGAGCGUUCCAAUGGGUCGAAGAGAUGUUCGGCGGCAUCGACGUGCUCGUGAACAACGCCGGUGUAGGCGGACGAUCCACACUCAUAGACGGUACCGUUUCGGAGUGGAAAAAAAUAUUGGACGUAAACGUCAUAGCGUUAAGCGUUUGCUCGCGCGAAGCUGUGAAGUCCAUGACCAGCCGUAACUUGGAAAACGCUCACAUCAUUCACCUGAGCAGCAAUUUGGCGCAUUUCGUCCCAGCGUAUGGACCGUUUCACUUUUACUCCGCGACCAAACACGCGGUGCGCGCACUCACCGAAGGGCUGCGACAAGAACUGAGGGCGUUGAAGAGUCCUAUAAGAGUCACGUGCAUCAGUCCUGGCCUCGUCAAGUCGUCCAUAUUCAAGAACUCGCUGGGAGAAAACUUCGACAAACAUCUGUACGACAAUCACCCCAGUAUUAGCCCCGCAGACGUGGCGUCCACAAUUGAGUUCAUACUAUCCACUCCUCCGCACGUACAAGUGCAAGAUAUUAUAAUCAAACCUGUAGGUUCAGAGGCGUGAGUUACAUGAAUUCUCAUUAAAUACGUUAUAAAGUUCAUCUCAGAUUAAAAUAUUAAUGUAAUAGUUAAUCAAAUAAUUAAAAUUUACAUCGUAAUACAAAGAACUUAAAUAUGUAUA
This is a messenger RNA of Sipha flava (yellow sugarcane aphid), 1250 nucleotides long. RefSeq names its product dehydrogenase/reductase SDR family member 11-like. Gene Ontology annotation, molecular function: oxidoreductase activity. The record is from RefSeq and is a predicted model, not a curated record. The coding region runs from base 369 to 1133 and encodes 254 amino acids. NCBI's taxonomy places the organism in Eukaryota, Metazoa, Arthropoda, Insecta, Hemiptera, Aphididae. The transcript is spliced from 5 exons.